Molecule: messenger RNA, 657 nt
Organism: Blumeria graminis f. sp. triticale
Lineage: Eukaryota; Fungi; Ascomycota; Leotiomycetes; Helotiales; Erysiphaceae
Source: the annotation of a GenBank genome assembly
AUGCCACCGCGCAAGAAUGAAGUACCAAGGAUACCCGCUGCAGACGAGAAUGUAAGCACGAAAGAGGUGUCAACUGCUGUAAAUAUUGAGGACCUGAACCUCCCCAAAAGUAUUGUAACACGAUUGGCAAAGGGUGUCCUUCCAGCGAAUACCCAGAUCCAGAGCAAUGCAAUGUUAGCAUUGACGAAAAGUGCCACAAUAUUUAUAAGCUUCAUAGCCUCACAAGCCAACGAAAAUGCUGCGAUGGCCAAUAGAAAAACGGUAACUCCAAACGAUGUUCUAGCCGCAAUCGACGAUAGCGAAUUUUCGGAGUGGAGACCACGGCUCGAGAUUGAGCUUCAAAAAUAUACGGAGAUGAUCAGCCAACGCAAGGAAAAGUUACAAUCUAAGGAAAGCGACGGCUCACCUAGAGCCAAGCGCUUGAAGCGCGACGGCAAGAACGACGAAGUAUUUUCAGGCGAUAAACAAGAGGUAUCAGUAUCUGAUGAGGAAACAUCAGCUCAGGUCGAUGAAAACGUAGAUGAAGACGAGGAGGAUGCCGACGAGGAUCAUGAAACAGACGAACAAGGAGAGAUAGAGGAACCGCUUGAGACUGAAGGAGCGGUAUUACCUGAUUUAGGAGACGAAGCUCUGGACAACGGAGACGAUAGUGAUUGA